UCCUAGGUGCACAUAUGAGACAUCUGCGGCAGGCGGUGUGCUCGGUUGUAGCUUGGUGAUACUAGGUGCUCUUCGUGAACUUAUUAUUAUGUUGUUACCAAGUGUUUGCACCCUGCAGCGUGUUUCUGUGCAAGUUCAGUAUGCGUAGAACUGUUGAGAAACGAGCUCGACAGCUGAUUCCUACUAGGUGCUUCAAACACUGUUUAUAACAUCGGAUAACCUUCGCAAUACGAACUCGCCAUGCACGCUUUCAUAGUGAGUACAGGCUCUCGGUUAUUUCGUCAAGUGAGAAUCCAUAAGCACCUAUUGCUCAGGUCUUUCUCAUCAAGGAACGGUGGCAUCCUCUUGAACGGUCGUACUAUCCGUCGUGUCUGCGUAGCUCCGGUGAAACCAGUUGUGUCUGUCGUACUCUGUCGAGCUUGCUCAAGCGCUCGACGCAUCGACAGCGGUGAACUAAAGAGACUGUUGCGGCAAGCAAAACCCGAACGAUUUCGCCUCGGUGCUGCUGUUUUGUUGCUUUUUGUAUCCAGCUCUGUUAUGAUCGCCUUCCCAUUUUGCAUCGGCAAAGUGAUCGACGUGAUCUACACUGCGUCUAACAACGACGAACUUCGCGCCAACCUCAACUGGAUUUGCAAGGUUCUGACUGGCGCUGUUGUGAUCGGUGGUCUUGCAAACUUUGGUCGAGUGUACCUUAUGAACAGUUCAGCACAGCGAAUAAUCAACUCUCUCCGCAAGCAAGCUCACGCCUCGCUGAUGCAGCAGGAGAUAGCCUUUUUUGACCAAAACCGCACGGGUGAUCUCAUCACCAGACUUUCAAGCGACACUGCGCUGGUUGGGAUGUCCUUAACACAAAACAUAUCAGAUGGCCUGCGCUCUGCUGUUGCAGUGUUUGGUGGUGUGGGUAUGAUGUUGUACACAUCGCCACAGUUGUCACUAGUUGGCCUGAGCGUUGUACCACCUGUUGCCAUUAUUUCCUUCGCGUUUGCUGGUAGACUGAGGCAAGUCGCAGCAGACGUACAGACGCAGCUUGCCCAGUCUAGUGCCAUUGCAGAGGAACAGCUGUCACACAUCAGAACUGUGCGCGCGUUUACUAAAGAAAGUUUUGAGAUCAACAGGUAUGCUGAAGGGCUUUCUAGGCUCUUGGACAAGGUUAAUACUGAAACGUGGUUGCGGGCAGUCUUUUUUGGUUGCACUGGUGCCACAGGAAAUAUGAUUGUAUUGGCUGUCCUCUAUUAUGGGGGCAUUCUCAUGUCUGAUGGCAGACUUACUGUAGGAAACCUGUCUUCAUUUUUGCUGUAUGCAGCUUAUGUUGGUGUGUCCAUCGGUAGUCUUGGAGGCUUCUUCACUGAAGCAACCAAAGCUCUGGGUGCUUCAAAAAAAGUAUGGGAAAUUGCUGAUCGUGUUCCGGCUCUGCCAAACUCUGGUGGGCUGGCGCUUUCCAAUCUCCAAGGGCACAUAGAGUUUUGCAAUGUUACAUUUGCCUACCCCUCCAGGCCAGACAUUGACGUUCUUAAAAAGCUAAACCUUGCAGUGCCUGCAGGAUCUGUGUUGGCAAUUGUAGGCCCUAGCGGGCAGGGAAAAUCUACACUGGCCUCUUUACUCCUUCGGCUUUAUGACCCAUCUUCAGGUACUGUCAUGCUGGAUGGAAUUGAUAUUAGGGACCUGGAGCCCCACUUUCUGAGAUUGAAUGUGGGAAUUGUUAGCCAGGAACCAACACUUUUUGCUACAUCAAUUUUCGAGAAUAUCCUUUACGGUGCAAAGAGUAUGGAGAAAAGUUCAAAAGAUGAUGUAAUCAGGGCUGCAAGUGAGGCCAAUGCACUAGAGUUCAUCCAAGGCCUUCCUGAUGGCUUUAAUACAAUGGUUGGGGAACGAGGAAUCUUGUUAUCUGGUGGCCAAAAGCAACGUAUCGCUAUUGCUCGAGCUAUUCUUAGGGACCCCACUGUGUUGAUCUUGGAUGAAGCAACUAGCUCAUUGGAUGCUGUUAGCGAGCGAGCAGUGCAAGAGGCCUUGAAAAAGCUUAUGGUUGGGCGCACUGUGCUCACUAUUGCUCACAGGCUAUCUACAAUUCGCAGGGCAGAUAAAAUUGCAGUGUUGAAGGCAGGUACUGUUGUUGAGUUUGGAACUUAUGAGCAGCUGAUGAGCAUUACUGAUGGGCUGUUUCGGAGGCUUGUGGAACAUCAGCUACAAGACGAGAGAACAGCUGAAUGAAAGUUAACAUUCAUGGUGUUUAAUUGCUGUGAUAUUACUGGAAUGAAGUACAAGAAUACAACGCACUGAAUUAUCCUGGCUGCAAUGCACAUGCUAGUGAAACUUGACAGGCAUGCAGUGGAUGCUUCUAGUUCUCAGUGCUCAUUCUUGUGGGCUGAUCAUACGAGCAUAUGUUAUGCACAAUGCAAGAUUGUAUUAAUGCCGAAAAGCGGGCCAUUUAAAACAGCUUGGCUGCUUUGAUAUUUACUCUACCAUGAAGAAUGCUGAAUUACAAGAACUUGUUUCUAGCAGCACUAUAGCAAUCCAAUAAAGCUAUUUUACAUGCCCGAG
Messenger RNA from Dermacentor albipictus, 2538 nucleotides. Its product is annotated as ATP-binding cassette sub-family B member 10, mitochondrial-like. Gene Ontology annotation, biological process: oligopeptide export from mitochondrion. Gene Ontology annotation, cellular component: mitochondrial inner membrane. Gene Ontology annotation, molecular function: ATP binding; ATP hydrolysis activity; ABC-type oligopeptide transporter activity. NCBI's taxonomy places the organism in Eukaryota, Metazoa, Arthropoda, Arachnida, Ixodida, Ixodidae. The record is from RefSeq and is a predicted model, not a curated record.